This is a messenger RNA of Helianthus annuus (common sunflower), 1581 nucleotides long. Its product is annotated as bromodomain-containing protein 4-like. The transcript has a single exon. The coding region runs from base 1 to 1581 and encodes 526 amino acids. The record is from RefSeq and is a predicted model, not a curated record. Lineage: Eukaryota; Viridiplantae; Streptophyta; Magnoliopsida; Asterales; Asteraceae.
AUGUGUAUGGGGACGGCGUUGGUGUUGAACAAGAAGUAUAACUUUUCAAGAAUCAUUUUUCACUACAUGAAAGAUAAUAUUACUUCUGGUAGUAAAAGUUGGGUGUAUCCGAGGUUUGUGCAGAUGAUGCUGGAUCAUGCAUAUCUGAAUCUGGUGAAAGAUGAACAUAAUGAUUUAUUGAUGUUGCAUCACAUGGAUAAUGAAACGUUAAUCAGAUUAUCCAAGUAUACAAAGAAUUGGCCAGAACCAAAGAAAACAGAGUUUUUCGGAUUCAUCAAAGAUGAAAAGUAUGAAGAUCCAGAUCCAGUGAAUCAUUUAAAGUGGAGGAAUGAUGCAGAAAUGAAAGAAAAAAGUGCAGCUGAUGAAUUAACGAAGUUAGCAGAAUUCAGUAAAACAAGAAAUAAUUGGUAUACGAAGGUUGAAAAAGAAAAUAAAAGAGGUGGUAAGAGAACUCCUACAUCGAAAGCUCAAGCUGAAGAAGGAUCAUCUUCUCAACCGCAAAAGAAACGUAAAAAGAAAGCAGUUGAAACAAUGCUAGUUGAUGAACCAGAAGUUGAUGAGACGGAAGCUGAUGUUGAUAAAGAUCAAGAUCCAUUAACUCCUGAAACUGAGCGAUUGUUGAAAGAUGUUGAUGAUACUCUAGAAACUGAGAAAGCAGCUGGUAAGAGAGUGGUUGAUGAUGAAGGAAAAAGUCCAUCUGGUGCAGAAAGUGAUACAGAUCCUGAAGUUGAUCGUUGGAUUAGAGAAAACUAUGAUCCAAAGGAUAGAGAGAAACAAAAGAAAAGAAAGAGGAGUGCGGAUGAUGAUGAUGAAACGUAUGUUCCACCAGAAGAUGUUCAGGUUGAAAAGACACCAUCUUCAGGAGGUACAAAGAAAUCAACAUCAAGGAAACGUGUUUCAACUCCGGCAGCUCGAAAGUUAAAAUUCAAGCUGAACUUAAAAUCUAUCCAAGGUCCACAACCACCAUCACCACCACCAGAACCACAAUCUAAACAACCUUCACCACCGCAAAAUCAACCAAAAUUACCACCACCACAACAACCAUCACCAGAACAUUUACAAUCACCACAAUCAUCACCACCACAUCGUAUUUCAUCACCUAUUCAGGUACAAUCACCAGUAACUUCACCACACAUCCAACAAACACCACGAACCACACAACCACCAGUUCAUACUACUCCUGGAUCGUCAGGUUUUGAAAAUUUUCCACCGAUUCCAGAGAGUACAGUUCUUGAAGGGCUCAGUGAUUUUAGCUUUGUAAAUGAUGAGCUUGUGAAAAAGUUGCAAAAGAAAGUGGAUGAUGUGUUGAGUGAGAAAAAGAAGUUGGAAGAACGUGUAAAGUCUGUUGAAUCUGAAAACAUAUCUUUGUUGAAAAAGAUUGAAGCUGAUCAAGCCGACAUAGAUAUUCUGAAAGUUCGAAUAACAGAAUUGGAAGAAGAACAGGCUCGAAGAGAUGAGCAUAAUGAGUACUUCAAACUGAAAAAUAAAGAAUUAGAGGCCAAUAAUGCUAAGAAAGAACAUGAAGCAUAUAUGUUAAAGAAAGUUGCUACAAUUUGUUUUCAGAAAGGUAUAAAUUCUUAA